Mesorhabditis belari is the source of this 252-nucleotide messenger RNA. Lineage: Eukaryota; Metazoa; Nematoda; Chromadorea; Rhabditida; Rhabditidae. The record is from the annotation of a GenBank genome assembly.
AUGAUCUCAGAAAGUAUAAAACCGCUGCGAAUAUCGCCUGUGAUGCUUGCCCUAUUGCAUAUCGCAAUGUCACAGUACUUCUACAACGAGAUUCCAGCUGAUUCAAUCGAUUUGCCCGUUCCGAGCCGUUUCGCUUCUCACCCGAUUCCUUUUCCAAUUCUUUCUGCUCACAAUCUACUCUACCUUGUCCCGAUCGCUAUUUUCCUCCUAAUUCACACCAAAGCCAUCCCCGAGAUUCAGCCGAGAAUUCGA